UACACAACUACACAAGGAUGUCCUUUUGUUAUUUUUUAUUUUGCACAUAAAAUUGGCUUCACCCUUCUGGCUUCUACCUCUCUCUUCUCUUGACUCUGAAAGAGUGGAGACUAUUAACAAAACUCGAGCAUCCCAUCUCCAUCAAAAAAAAAAACCCCCAAAAGGAAUUAAGGUUUUCAAUGAUCAUGAAGAAACGUCAAGUGGUAAUGAAGAGUAGAGAUGGGGCUAAUGGAAGAGCAGAUGCUUCUACUACAUCAUCUUCAGUGUUGACAAGAGUUAGGUAUGGUGAGUGUCAGAAGAAUCACGCGGCGAACAUCGGCGGAUACGCUGUAGAUGGAUGCAGGGAAUUCAUGGCAAGUGGAGAAGAAGACACAAAUGGUGAACUGAUUUGUGCUGCUUGUGGCUGCCACAGGAACUUCCAUAGAAGGGAAGUGGAAACUGAAGUUGUUUGUGACUACUCUCCUCCUAAUUCUUCUUCUUCUCAUCGCGGUCAAUAGAUCGAUUAAUUACAAAGAAAUCAAACUUAGAUUGAUAUAGAUUGUUGAAGGGUUUUCUUUGUAGUGUUUCUCUGAAUAUGAUUGAAAAUUUUAAAUCUUAUAUAUAUAUAUAUAUCAUAUUCACA
Tripterygium wilfordii is the source of this 622-nucleotide messenger RNA. RefSeq names its product mini zinc finger protein 3-like. The record is from RefSeq and is a predicted model, not a curated record. The transcript has a single exon. Gene Ontology annotation, molecular function: transcription cis-regulatory region binding; DNA-binding transcription factor activity. The coding region runs from base 180 to 497 and encodes 105 amino acids. Gene Ontology annotation, cellular component: nucleus. Lineage: Eukaryota; Viridiplantae; Streptophyta; Magnoliopsida; Celastrales; Celastraceae. Gene Ontology annotation, biological process: regulation of DNA-templated transcription; regulation of developmental process.